AUGGCAAAUGAGUCCAAGGACACUAAACGGUAAUUGUUUAUUUACUCCACAAAUCCUCCUCAAUUGGACCCUUAGGCUCUCCCUGACUCCUUCCCUUGUUGUUGCUAGCGUCUGAGGCUCGGAAGAUUAAUGAGAAUUGAUUGCAAAAAAUAUACUUGUGACAACUUUUGACGGAUAUUUGUUUAGAUGAUGUCUCUAGAGUUAUUUUCCUUUUUUGAAACGAAACUUCCUCAUCCUUUCAUAGGUCGUUUGGUUGGGAGAGACGGCAGAUAUUGAACAUCUGCCGUUAGAAGGAUAAAUGCCCCAAAAAGACUUCCGGCCGAGAAGAGCCGCUUCUGUCAACUCUUGUUGUAAAUGUCCUCUUUGGGAGAUGGAUGUGGAGGUUUUGAUCUGUGCCCGUUCGAAGAUCCCUAUCAGUUCUUUUGUCCGGGACAUGAAUUGAACAAGAUGCAGACCCUACAUUGUUUUUCGGAGGGGAAGUUGGCUGUCUUUCGACCGUUCUCUUCCUUUCAUCGCUGUUAAUUUUUUAUUUAUCGCAAUUAAUUCUUCCUUCACGUUUAUAAUUAAUGUCUUUUAUGUGGAAAGUACUGUUUUCUGAGUCCUGAGGUAACUAUUCUCAGAGUUUUUGUCAAGGGUUGUGUUUACAGUUUACAAGAGCAUUCGGUAAUCGAAUUAUCUGCUUCAGAGUGUCAUUCGGUUCUUCAAACGAUGUCAGAUUAAUUGUGUAUGACGAGCCCAACUGUGCCACAUACACGUUUCACAAGAAAAAGGAGCAUCCGAGGUAAGUGGAGAUGAAAAUUGGGGUCCCUUUGCCGUCUCGGAGAGCCGCCUUUGAUAAGAACAGGUCUCCAAAUUCAUAUCUCACGCUUCUCUCAUUUCUGAAAUGGUUCUCGUUGAGGUCACCGACCAAACUGUGGGUUCCCAUUACAAGGCCACAUUUCUCGCCUCGAAUGGCUUUAUAAAAGCUGUUCGUUAUGUGUUUUUCUUUUGCUUCUGGCCCAUUUUCGACUUGCAUUCGGCCUCCGGGUCUCUUAAUUAGAUCACUAAAAGAGGCACAGGAUCGAUGGCUGAAACAAAAAAAUGCGCGUUUUAAAGGAUUUUUACAUCGGCUCUAUGAAAAUUCGACCCUUCCUCGCUGUCGUCUUUUCCCGGUCUUUUUGCACUAAACUCUCGUUGAAUGCCUUUUUCCAUUCGGACGCGAAGGGAAUAAGAGACGGGACUGCUCUCGCCCAGUUUCGACCUCCCCCCUCAUCCGAACACUCUGUCGCCCUCUGUUUUUUUGAUUGUUCUUGUGGCCUAUCCGUGCUCCAGGCCUCGUCCUAUCAUUACCUCUUCUUUUUAUUUUUUUUUGUCUUUUUUGAUCGAUUUCCGUGUGUUUGAAACGGGUUCGGCUCUUGUCGUGUCGUUGUUCAAUCCCCAAAGUUGAGGCCCCAAUCUCUGUCUCGUCUGCAUUUCGUGUCCCUUUCGUCGCUGUAUGGAUUCAAGUGAUCGUUCUAGGUCCGAGACUCCGGAUCGAGUUUUGGUGAGGAGCGAGAACUGCGAGGAGCCGCGGCCCAUCUCCCCACCCGCUCAUCUUUUCACCCCGCCCGACGCACGGACUCCGGAAAGGUUGGUGGAGUUUGAUUUAGAAUUAUUUGUGUGUUUAGAGAAUGCCCUCCGGGUGUGAAAAUAUUCCCUUCCUUCCAAAAAGAGAAUUUAUAGGAAAAUGGACUCUGAAGUGGAUAACCCGUUCCGGCCGAAGGAUGUCCUCUACAAUGAAGUGGACCCAAUUGUUGAAGCCUAUAAGACGAAGCCUUUCCCUCCAUCGCCCUCAGGGUCUCCCAUUCCUCAAGAUCUCACUCCCUUCAAGAAUGGUCGACAUGUCACUCUAGAAUGUGGGGUAGUGCAUUCUGACAGUGCACAUGUCAGCGAGACACAUCCUCUGACACAUCCAGAUCAAAAGAAAGGAGAGAAUGGUCUCUCCGAUCUUCCUCCUCCCAAUAACGUGGAAUUGGUCCAUCUGGAAAAGAAAAAGAAAUGUUGUUGUUGCUCAGUACAAUAA
This is a messenger RNA of Bursaphelenchus xylophilus (pine wood nematode), 2041 nucleotides long. The record is from the annotation of a GenBank genome assembly. Lineage: Eukaryota; Metazoa; Nematoda; Chromadorea; Rhabditida; Aphelenchoididae.